AUGGAUGCUAUUUGGGAAUAUUCUGUCGACAUCGACGCUGAGGUGGCAGCGUCCACUGGUUGUUUCACGACACUACCAAUCCGCAUUCAUCAUAGAAAUGAUCUUGCAGAUGAUGCCACCAAACAGUCAAUUCUGGACUGGGGUGCCUAUAUCGGUGACGGUUGGGAGCACAAGUCUGGUUCAUCGUGGAGUCCCGUCGGAAACUGGGGGGCUUUCAUCUUCCCAGAGUCUCUCCCUGAACGUUUGGGAGUCAUCACAUAUUUGGCUAACAUGGGAAACAUUCACGACGAUUUGUGCGACGAACUUCCUUAUGAGGAAGCUCUCAAAGAGCACAAGAGCCUUAGUCAGGCCAUGGAAAUUAGCGCAGUGGACAAUCGGAGCAGCUCCAAGGCUGCUGAACGCUCGAUGAAAAUGAAGCGCUACAUAUCAAAGUGUCUUCUCGAGGCAAUGGAGAUUGAUAGACCUCGAGCCUUGCGCAUGAUCAACACAUACCGAUCUAAAUGGCUGGAUGUGAUGGAGAGGAGAGACGUAAAUGAAAUAACCAGCCUCGAAGAGUAUCUAAUCUUCAGAAACCUGAAUGGAGGCAUGGAGGCAUUCUGGAGUAUGGUAGAGUUUGGAAUGGCAGUCGACAUAUCAGAUCAGCAGAAAACGGCUGUUCGUCCAAUUUUUCAGGCGGCUGAAUCCGCCCUCGUGUUGACGAACGACUAUUGGAGUUGGGACCGCGAGUGGCGCCAAGCUCAGCAGACGGAGGAUCCCAGAAUUGUCAAUGCCGUCCACCUAUUCAUGAGAACUCAAGGUCUCUCCAUGGAGCAGGCCAGAGAGGCGGUUCGCCAGAAAAUCACAGACUACGAACAAAGUUUUGCGCGACUUAAGGCUGAGUUUCUCGGGGAGAAUCCCAAUGCCGACUUGAAUCUCAAGAAGUACAUCGGGGUUUGCGGAGCGAUUGUUGCCGGCAAUCACUACUGGUGUGCCAAUUGCCCUCGACAUCAUGCAUGGCGAGACGAUGAAAGUCUGCGCAGCGACGGCAGUUUCUCGUCUUCGCCAGUUCGCGAUGUCGCCAUUCAGUCCUCAGUUUCUUCUCCGGGACCAUACACCUCAAGUGUCACAUCGCACAACUCAUAUCCAACGACGGAUUUGGCGCUUUCCGAGCCUCUCGCACUCACAGCGGAUGACAACAAGACUUCUUCAUCGUCAAGCAACCGAGCUUUGAUCGCUCCAUGCCAAUACAUACGCUCUAUGCCAUCAAAAGGAUUACGGUCGUUGAUGGUUGAGGCCCUCGAUCAGUGGCUGCUUGUGGAUGACGAGUCGCUUGAAACUAUCAAGAAGAUUAUCGACCUGUUGCACAAUUCGUCGCUCAUCCUAGAUGACAUAGAGGACAAUUCCCCUCUCCGCCGAGGUCUACCAGCAACACAUAUGAUAUUUGGACAAGCCCAGUCAAUUAACACGGCAAAUUUCAUGUUUGUUCAGGCUGUCCAGCUCACCCGAACACUUAACAAUCCCGAGUGUCAGAAAACACUCCUGACUGAGCUUGAGCAUCUCUUCAUUGGCCAGAGCUGGGAUCUUUAUUGGAAGUUCCAUCUUCAGAUUCCAACGGAGCAGGAAUAUCUGGAAAUGAUAGACUGUAAGACGGGGGCCAUGUUCAGUCUUCUGACUCGACUGAUGGUUCAGGAGAGCUCCGUCGUUACGUCCAGUGAAACAGCUCAGUCACUAGUCAAAAUGUGUCAUCUCUUUGGACGCUUCUUCCAGAUCAGAGAUGACUACAUGAAUUUGCACUCGAAUGAGUACUCAGAUCAGAAAGGCUUCUGCGAAGAUUUAGAUGAGGGCAAAAUGUCUUAUCCGCUGAUUCUGGCUCUGCGACAGAAUCCAGAGCAUCAGGAUCACAUCAUGGGAAUCUUUAGACAGCAAGCUGCCAACACGGCUCGGAACAACUCCGCAGAGCCUCCGAGGUUGCCUCAUGAGACCAAGCGGUAUAUCAUUGGGCUCUUGAAGAGUUCAAAUGCCAUGGAUUUUACAUUGAAAAGAUUGAAGGAACUUGAGACGGCAGUUGAGCAAACAAUUGGCGAGGUCGAAAAAGCAUUGGGGGAUAGUAACCUAGUGAUGCGAAUUCUUCUUGGUAGACUGAGUUUGAGGGAUAUUGUUGCUUAA
Molecule: messenger RNA, 2145 nt
Organism: Colletotrichum siamense
Lineage: Eukaryota; Fungi; Ascomycota; Sordariomycetes; Glomerellales; Glomerellaceae
Product: Ophiobolin F synthase
Exons: 3
Coding region: 1-2145 (714 amino acids)
Biological process (GO): isoprenoid biosynthetic process
Molecular function (GO): prenyltransferase activity
Source: RefSeq, a predicted model, not a curated record